AUGAAUCAGAGCAGCAACGAAAGAAAGAGAAGUCUGGCCACGUGUGAAGAUGAGAAUGGCGUUGAUAUAUCCCUGGCCGGUGCAGCGGCAAACGUGGCAUCGGCCAGCAUCGCGUCGACCAGCGUAGCCUCACCCAGCGUCGCUGCCGCUAACAUCGCUUCCGCUAACAUCGCUGCGGCUAACGUCGCUGCGGCCAACGUGGCAAUGGCUAGCGUUGCUGCCACCCCGCCCAUGAUGACAAUGCACACCCCGUACUUCUACCCCGGGGCGAUUAUCCCGCCGUUCCCCUUUACAACACCCAUGUAUCCGCAGCCCAUGAGCUACACCCCCAUGAUGCCGUAUUGCGAUUACGGCUACGGGAACAGGCGGUUCGUGAAGAAGAAGAAAAAUUACCAUCAUUAUUCGCGCCAGGAGAACAGUGGCAUGUCCAUCCUGAAGGAGGCGCUCGUGGACCCCUGGGCCCAGCAGUACGCCAAGUACCCCAACAUCAUUUUUGAUUGA
Plasmodium fragile is the source of this 501-nucleotide messenger RNA. RefSeq lists its product as uncharacterized. The transcript has a single exon. The record is from RefSeq and is a predicted model, not a curated record. NCBI's taxonomy places the organism in Eukaryota, Apicomplexa, Aconoidasida, Haemosporida, Plasmodiidae. Bases 1 to 501 code for a protein of 166 amino acids.